CGUGUAAGAUGGGUUUUACUUGAUUUGAUCGCUGGAUGGCGCCAAGAUCACACAACAGAGUCUGCGCAGUCAGCCCACGUGUUGGGAGCUUCCUUGUUGAAGCGUUGUCGUCGUCAACACGCUGAACGAGCUGUUUUGAAGUGUUUCUAAACUAUGGAUGAGUUACCUGCGGACCUCAGAGAGUUCCUCGUGAAUCACCCCUUUCUUCAGCUCACAGGCGGUAAAAAGAUCAAAUGUACUCUAAAUGGCCACGAGUUUCCCUGCAAAUUGGCCGAGCUGCAGAAGUUCACUGAGGGGAAGAAAUAUGAGAAACUGAGUGCUGCAGCUGAGUUCAACUACAGUCAGUAUGAGCCACACAUCGUGCCAAGCACAAAGCAACCCAAUCAGCUUUUCUGUAAGCUGACCCUUCGACAUCUCAACCGGCAGCCGCACCACGUCUUAAGGCACGUCAACGGAAAACGCUUCAAGAAAGCCCUCUCUAAAUAUGAAGAAUGUGUGAAGCAGGGGAUUGAAUUCGUUCCAACCAGACUGACGCAGAAAAGGCCCAGAGACACUGAAGAGGAGGGCGGUCGAGGAAACUCUUCCAAACAUUCAAGCAGCACGUGGGAACCCUCAUCCAGUGAUGACGGUCAUAGUGACUCUGAGGACAGCAUGAGCGACCUCUACCCCCCCUCCAUGUUCACUUUGAAAAACCAAGCAGAAGAAAGUAUGGAGGACGGAAGGGAAGAGGAGGAAGAUGACUUUCAGACAGAUGAGGAUGAAGAAAUGGAGGUUGAAAAACAGGCGGUGCAGAAACGCAAAAAGGUUCAGGGUGGUGGAUUUCAUAAGAAACAAAGAAAUAACAGCUGGAGAUCAAGCAAAAUGAAAAAGAAACGCAGAAAAGCCCAAAAUGGAAAGUAAAAUCCAAACCCCCAUAUGAAGAGUAUUUUUAUAUACCCUGCCACGACAUCUAGUUUGGAGUGUUAUUCCUGUGUCAGAAUCGGCCUGACCCUUCAACAUCUAUUACGCGAGGAUGUUUUUGGUUCCUGAGUUCCACUGGUCCAACAAAGGCUGAUUUACAUGACGCAUAGAAAAUGUGUUAAAAGUUCCUUUGGACUGGAUAAGGUGUGUUUUCAGGUUUGCAUUCAACUGCACUAGUGUAAAAUAUAACUCUGUUUGAAUUUGCAA
Oreochromis aureus is the source of this 1167-nucleotide messenger RNA. It is a transcript of the gene surf2, whose product is annotated as surfeit 2. The transcript has 6 exons. NCBI's taxonomy places the organism in Eukaryota, Metazoa, Chordata, Actinopteri, Cichliformes, Cichlidae. The record is from RefSeq and is a predicted model, not a curated record. Bases 154 to 900 code for a protein of 248 amino acids.